UGAACGUCUACACAGUUUUGUCCUGGAUCAUCUUACAGGACCUGAUGCUAGCUCCAAUUUUAACUAAUAGUUUAACUAACUGUUGAAACUUCUGUGUCUGGUUACCCAUCUCUCUGUCACUGGUGCCAUGAUUGUCAUCUUCUCUCCAUGUGCAGGCCAACCCUCCGUCAUACAACCGCUCAGAGGACCUGGCUUCACUGCUCUAUCUCAAUGAAUCCAGUGUGAUGCACUGCCUGAGGCAGCGCUAUGGAGGCAACCUCAACCACACCUACGCGGGUCCCAACAUGGUAGUCAUCAACCCCCUCAGCACACCCUCCAUGUACUCUGAGAAGGUGAUGCACAUGUUCAAAGGCUGUCGGCGGGAGGACUCUGCACCUCAUAUCUACUCCGUGGCCCAGUCUGCCUACCGCAACCCUGCUCACCACCCGGCAGGAUCAGUCCAUCGUGCUGCUGGGCAAGUCUGGCAGUGGCAAGACCACCAACUGCCAGCACCUUGUGCAGUAUCUGGUCUCCAUCGCUGGCAGCACGGGCAAAAUCUUCUUCUGCUGAGAAGUGGCAGGCGGUCUACACCAUCCUGGAGGCUUUUGGAAACAGCUCCACCUCUAUGAACACCAACGCCAGCCGCUUCUCCCACGUGGUGUCCCUCGACUUUGACCAGGCUGGGCAGGUGGCCUCCGCCUCCA
Messenger RNA from Cottoperca gobio, 683 nucleotides. Its product is annotated as myosin-4-like. The record is from RefSeq and is a predicted model, not a curated record. Gene Ontology annotation, molecular function: cytoskeletal motor activity; ATP binding. Lineage: Eukaryota; Metazoa; Chordata; Actinopteri; Perciformes; Bovichtidae. Bases 225 to 608 code for a protein of 127 amino acids. The transcript has 3 exons. Gene Ontology annotation, cellular component: myosin complex.